Hibiscus syriacus is the source of this 2237-nucleotide messenger RNA. Its product is annotated as eukaryotic translation initiation factor 3 subunit B-like. Gene Ontology annotation, biological process: translational initiation. NCBI's taxonomy places the organism in Eukaryota, Viridiplantae, Streptophyta, Magnoliopsida, Malvales, Malvaceae. The coding region runs from base 58 to 2211 and encodes 717 amino acids. Gene Ontology annotation, cellular component: eukaryotic translation initiation factor 3 complex. The record is from RefSeq and is a predicted model, not a curated record. Gene Ontology annotation, molecular function: RNA binding; translation initiation factor activity; translation initiation factor binding. The transcript is spliced from 11 exons.
ACCAAGUUUCCUUCUCUCUUAUCGGAAAGCGAAGAAAUAAUCAAUAAUCAACCUACCAUGGCGGCAGAGGUUAUACUAAUGAACGAGGUAGAGUCGAAAGCGGCUCAGUUGGGUAUCGAUCUGAGUAUCGAUUUCAAUUCCAUUCAACUUCCUCCCGGUGAAAACUUCGACAUUGUCAGUGAUGAUGAGGAUGUUUACCAUGAAGAUCAGCUGGAGUUUGAUUCCGGGUUUGGAAAUGUGAUCGUCGUCGAUAAUCUCCCCGUUGUUCCGCGUGAAAAGUUUGAUAAACUCGAGGGUGUACUUAAAAAAAUCUACAGUCAGAUUGGUGUAAUUAAGGAGGAUGGUCUUUGGAUGCCAACUGAUCCUGAGACUAAGAAAAGCCUAGGUUACUGCUUCAUAGAGUUUAAUACUCCUCAGGAAGCUGAGCUUGCUAAGGAGAAGACAAAUGGGUACAAGUUGGAUAGAUCACAUAUUUUCGUUGUCAAUAUGUUUGAUGAUUUUGAUAAGUACAUGAGAGUUCCGGAUGAAUGGGCUCCUCCUGAAGUUAAACCCUACACGCCAGGGGAAAAUCUUCAGAAGUGGCUUACCGAUGAUAAGUCACGAGAUCAAUUUGUAAUUCGUGCUGGCACGGACACGGAGGUUCUUUGGAAUGAUGCAAGGCAGUCUAAAAAAACUGAGCUUGUUUACAAGCGCACUUACUGGACUGAAAGUUUUGUACAGUGGUCACCCCUAGGGACAUACUUGGCAACAGUUCACAGGCAAGGAGCCGCAGUUUGGGGAGGUGCUACUACCUUUAACCGCCUAAUGCGUUAUGCCCAUCCUCAGGUUAAGCUUAUUGAUUUUUCUCCUGCGGAGAAAUUUUUGGUAACUUACAACAGUCAUGAACCAAGCAAUCCUCGUGAUGCCAAUAGGGUUGUGAUAAACAUUUUUGAUGUGAGAACCGGUAAAGUGAUGAGAGAUUUCAAGGGUAGUGCAGAUGAAUUUUCAAUUGGAGGAGCUGGAGGUGUUGCUGGAGUUUCUUGGCCUGUUUUCAGAUGGGGAGGUGGAAAAGCGGACAAGUAUUUCGCCAAACUCGGGAAGAAUAUGAUAUCUGUUUAUGAAACAGAGACCUUUAGCCUUGUCGACAAGAAAUCUUUGAAGGUUGAAAAUGUUGUGGACUUUACUUGGUCACCAACAGACCCCAUUCUUGCACUUUUUGUUCCUGAACUUGGAGGUGGAAAUCAACCUGCUAGAGUGAGUCUAGUCCAAAUCCCGAAUAAAACUGAGUUAAGGCAGAAGAACAUUUUCAGUGUUAGUGAUUGCAAAAUGUACUGGCAAAGCGAUGGUGAUUAUCUUGCCGUCAAAGCUGAUCGCUAUACAAAAACAAAGAAAAACACAUAUACAGGCUUUGAGCUCUUCCGCAUCAAAGAAAGGGACAUUCCAAUUGAGGUUUUGGAGCUGGAUAAUAAAAGUGACAAGAUCAUUGCUUUUGCUUGGGAGCCCAAGGGUCACAGAUUUGCUGUGAUACAUGGGGAUAAUCCAAGGCCGGAUAUUAGCUUUUACUCUAUGCGAACUGCUCACAAUACAGGCCGAGUUUCGAAGCUUAGCACACUUAAAGGCAAGCAAGCAAAUGCCUUAUUCUGGUCACCAGGAGGCCGUUUCAUUGUGCUUGCUGGAUUGAAGGGUUUCAAUGGUCAGUUGGAAUUCUUUAACGUUGAUGAGCUUGAAACCAUGGCGAUUGCUGAACAUUUUAUGGCCACGGAUAUUGUAUGGGAUCCCACUGGAAGGUAUGUUGCAACUGCUGUGACUUCUGUUCACGAAAUGGAAAAUGGUUUUAACAUUUGGUCCUUUAAUGGCAAGCUACUUUACCGGAUACCGAAGGAUCAUUUCUUCCAGUUCUUGUGGCGCCCAAGGCCACCAUCCUUUUUGAGUCCAGAGAAGGAAGAAGAGAUAGCAAAGAACUUGAAGAAGUAUAGCAAAAAGUACGAGGCAGAGGACCAAGAUGUAUCGAUGCUAUUGAGCGAGCAAGAUCGGGAGAAGAGAAGGAUGUUGAAGGAGGAAUGGGAGAAGUGGGUUAGCGGAUGGAAGCGGACACACGAGGAAGAAAAACAGGAUAGGCAAAAGUUGAGGGAUGGAGAAGCUAGUGACGGAGAAGAGGAAUACGAAGCCAAAGAAGUUGAAGUAGAGGAACUCUUGGAUGUGUCGGAACAAGUCCUACCAUUUGAAGAUUGAAAGAUGAAACACCGAAAUUUUUAUCA